This is a messenger RNA of Coregonus sp. 'balchen', 26470 nucleotides long. The record is from the annotation of a GenBank genome assembly. Lineage: Eukaryota; Metazoa; Chordata; Actinopteri; Salmoniformes; Salmonidae.
AUGAAGUUAUAAAAGUAAGGGGACAUUAUUGAGGCAAACACAAGAGUGAGAUAGGAGGUACUGGUUAUUAUCAUCAAUCCUUUCAGACCAUCAGAGUGUCUCUGUGAGAGGCCACUCAAGCCCAAAACACUGUCCCUCUUCCCUUUCCUGUCUUCCUCCCCUGCCCUGGGUGCUGCUUUAUGUUUUCAUUGUUCAAUAAAGAACGGGUGAUGAAUGAGCACUUGCGAGCCGAUGUAGAGCCCCUAUUUGUUUUGUUUUCUCUGGCAAUUGGUCACCCCACUGUAAACAGAGACAGCCUCACAAUAGGAACUGUGGAGGAGAAAUCAAUGGGAUGAUUUAGCAGCUGCUACUUGGCCAAAGGGCCAGUAAAUGACCAUUUAGCCUAGUGAUCACAGUGGCGGCUGAGCUCUGAGGCAGCUAGCGUCGGGCCGGGCCAUCUCUGUGACACUCUCACAUUGAUCAUGUGAUGGGGCCAGCAGAGCUCGAUACUCCACUCAAGCUCCCAUUUCCAGUGACUCUAUAGUUAUUAUGAUUUUUGUUUGUGUGCUCCAGAUCAGAGAUAAUCUCCCAUCGAUCCCAGUGUGGUUAUCUGAGUCCAUGUGACGGCCCCGGCUUAGCGACUAUAUCAACAUAUCGCCCCAUGAAAAGGAUAAAGGCUGGCUGGCUGAAGGAGCACUCUGUGCCAAUCUCUGCUCUGAUGAGAGGGCAGCAGUUGAUUUCUCAGUGGGGAGCCAUUUUACCACCUGGAUAGUCAUCCACUCAUGUAGAGUUAAAAAUAUAGCCUGUAUAGAAUUAAGCACCCCUGGCUGUAACCUGGCAGAAUCAUUACAGACAAUGCUGAAGGUCUCCAUGAAUAGUUGCAUUUCAUUGUGAUGUGUUAAUAUUGUCUUGUGUGGCCUUGUCUUGCUCCUGUAGGUGGUGCUUUCAUGGCUACAUUGUUAAUAUGUGUCACCCUCCUAGUGGUACAUGUGCUGGCAUGGUUUUUUUCAGGGUGGGGUGACAGCUAUGGGGGGGCGGGAGAGAGGGGGGCACUGGCGGCUCUGAAAGCUUGUUCUCCCCAGACCACAUGUCCCUUGUCUCUCUGGGUGGUGUGUUGUGUACCCCCCUCACCUCCCCCCUGGAGGGAGACCCCAUUCAGGCUUAGUGCUGGCUGGCUGGGCUGCUCUGACAGAUGACAGCAUGUUGACCACAGGAAGGGAUCCCUUUAGUCAUCCCCACUCCCAUUGUGCUCUGCUCUACAGUACUGUAGCCUAGUCACACCACACACACAGAAAGACAGAUAGAUAGACAGACAGACUGGGGACAGAGCAAGUGUUACUUUAGCAGCAUCUCACCCAAACCACAUCCUCCCUCUCUGACUAAUGGGGGGAACUGUCAUUGUGAGGUACAAAUGUAUUACAGUUACUGUGAGUUUAUGUGGAUGUGUAUAGAAUUUGAUUCAUGUAAAUAAAUGGAUGAAAAUGUCCCAGUCAUCAGGUAGUGCUCAAGGCUGGGGCAUUAGGAUGCUACGGCAGAGGGAAAUGAAGGUUUGCUGUUUUUCUAGUCUGACCAUGAUCUGUUUCUUUCUCUCUUUCAGUUCAGCAGAUGAGAAGUUUCGCUGGAAUAACCAAGGUACGUACAUUGUACUAAGUCCUUCACCAAUGCAUCUUGUUCUAUAUUAUGUGACAGAGCAUGCAGCAAGCUCAGUGGAAUUGUAUACAUUGUAAUGAUAGGUGCAUCUUGAGAGUGGAGUGGAGUGGACCAUGCCUCGCUCCUAGGUCUGGACAGCUGUCAUAAUUUGUCAGACAGAACAGCAAGCGCUGUGUCUGUCCGGUGUGAAAUAUGGACAUCUAGUUGAGACUAGAGCAAAGUAUGAACCACAUACCACACCCUUGUCUUCUAAAGUUUCAAACAUAGGUAGUUUAGGAUUUGAUUGAAGCAGUGGUCAAAGAUUUAUGACUGCAAGUCAUGUUCAGGAUUCUGCUUCCCCUUAGUCAUCUACUAUGUGAAAGUUAAACUGAUUUUUAUUACAUUUGAGUCAUUUAACAGAUGCUCGUAUCCAGAGCAAAUAACUGUAGUGAGUGCAUACAUUUUCUUUCGUACUGGUCCCCCAUGGGAAUCGAACCCACAACCUUGGCGUUGCAAGAGCCAUGCUCUACCAACUGAGCCACACAGGACUGAUGGAUGAGUUUAGAAAUGUUUGGAAUGUGUUUAGGAAUGUUGCACAAACAUAAUUAUCUCAGAGUUAAAACAUAGUAAUCAUCCUUAUACGGUAGUAGCCUCAGCCUCCAUGCCUGCCACUAUUGAAGAGAGAUUAAUGCUGAUCUUAAACCUCUUGUGUAAGGCUUUAUCCCUUGGCACUGUUUGCCAAACUGAAGACAGAUGACAAGUAUGUCAGUUUCUGUAGGCACGGACAGACAGAUAGACAAGGAGAAGGUACGGCACGGCAGAGACACAUUUCAGUGAAUAGUGAAGCUACAGAGCUUUUGGUUUAUCUAGCAUGGUCACUACCACUUUGCCGUCAGUGUGCCUGUAGUAAACCUCAGCUGCUUGUACAUUUUGGACUAUUUGUGAGGUAACGGUACAAUAAUCCUGCUUCUCCAUUCAUUGCUGUGUCUCCACAGACGGACAGAAGGACAUUGAGGAGGAACUGACGACUGGCUUGGAGCUGGUGGACUCCUGCAUUAGGUCACUCCAGGAAUCUGGGAUCCUUGACUCCCAGGAAUUCUCCACAGGUGACAGUAAGGAUGCUCCUUACAUUAUACAGUGCAGACAAUUUUUUGGUAUAUUAAAACAUACAAUCUACUUGCAGUGAAGCCGCUCAACAUUUACAUUACAUUCAGUCAUCUAACAUCUGCCUUUUUCGAAAGUUGAAACGUGAAUAAAAUGGUUUGAUUUCCAAGCUGAAAGACAUUGUAUCCUUACCAUAGAUAAGAUACACUACAUGACCAAAAGUAUGUGGACACCUGCUUGUCGAACAUCCCAUUCCAAAAUCAUGAGCAUUAAUAUGGAGUUGGUCCCCCCUUUGCUGCUAUAACCACCUCCACUCUUCUGGGAAGGCUUUCCACUAGAUGUUGGAACAUUGCUGCGGGGACAUUGCUGCGGGGCCUGGCUCGCAGUCGGCGUUCCGAUUCAUCCCAAAGGUGUUCGAUGGGAUUGAGGUCAGGGCUCUGUGCAGGCCAGUCAAGAUCUUCCACACCGAUCUCGACAAACAAUUUCUGUAUGGACCUUUCUUUGUGCACGGGGGCAUUGUCAUGCUGAAACAGGAAAGGGCCUUCCCAAACUGUUGCCACAAAGUUGGAAGCACAGAAUCGUCUAGAAUGUCAUUGUAUGCUGUAGCAUUAAGUGGGGCCUAGCCCAGACCAUGAAAAACAGCCCCAGACUAUUAUUCCUCCUCCACCAAACUUUACAGUUGGCACUAUGCAUUAGGGCAGGUAGCGUUCUCCUGGCAUCCGCCAAACCCAGAUUUGUCUGUUGGACUGCCAGAUGGUGAAGCGUCAUCCAUCACUCCAGAGAACACGUUUCCACUGCUCCAGAAUCCAAUGGCGGCGAGUUUUACACCACUCCAGCUGACGCUUGGCAUUGCGCAUGGUGAUCUUAGGCUUGUGUGCGGCUGCUCGGCCAUGGAAACCCAUUUCAUGAAGCUCCCCGAACAGUUCAUGUGCUGACGUUGCUUCCAGAGGCAGUUUGGAACUCGGUAGUGAGUGUUACAACCGAGGACAGACGAUUUUUACAUGCUACGCGCUUCAGAACUCCACUUCACAAUAGCAGCACUUACAGUUGACCGGGGCAGCUCUAGCAGGGCAGAAAUUUGACGAACUGACUUGUUGGAAAGGUGGCAUCCUAUGACGGUACCACAUUGAAAGUCACUGAGCUCUUCAGUAAGGCCAUUCUACUGCCAAUGUUUGUCUAUGGAUAUUGCAUGGCUGUCAGCAACAGGUGUGGCUGAAAUAGCCAAAUCCACACUUUUGUGUAUAUAUAGUGUAUUUUAGAAUUCAUGAAUCACUAGAAAUAGACAAAUAGCAUGUCGUCCCAAAUGAAAAAGGCAGGAAGAUAUUGUUCAAGCCAACACAGAUAGCAUAAGUUCACUGCAACACUUUUUCAUCUUGGACAUUUUUAGAGAUGAUUGGCUUAUCAAAAGUCUAAAUGUCAAGAAAAAUGUCAAGAAUUAUCUGUACAAAAUCAACCAGAUACAGAAAUUCUUGGUAAUAGGAUCUCUCUCUUUUGUAGAGCACUGAGUGAUGUCAAUGACUGUGAAUGUUUCAAUCAGGAACUAGAUACCGCAGGUGUUCAAGUCUCUUAUCACGCGUUCUGCAUUCAAAACAGUUGUUUUCCCUUUUCUUCUGAUCCCUCACUUCAUUUGAUCCAAGCAAUGAUCUUCAUCUUUUUACUACGAGCUACUGAGAGAGUAUUAGCUGUCAGGAGAGAUUCAGCGUAUGUCAAAGGUUUGAUAUGGAAAUGAUGUCUCACUGAGGCAUCAGCAGCUUCCUUUGAGCACAGCAGAGUACACAUGUGUAUGAGGAACAUGGUUUCAAAACAGCCACUACAAAAGCAAUCACAUUCAUAUUCAAUGUGCUGAAAAGAGCAGCGAGUUUUGGAGCUAGAAAGAAAGAAAAUGUGCAGAUAGUACUAGUAUAUGCAGUCUGUGUGUGUGUGUGUCUAUGGGUAUACGUACGUACGUGCGCAUGCAUACAUGUAUGUGUGUCAUAGUCUGUGUUUGUACGUGCAUGUGCAUUCCCUCUCUAGCAGUUAGGCUAAAAUGAAAAAUGUAAAUGUGUUCAUACAGAAUACAGAUUAUAGACUAGAUGAAUGAAGGAGCCACUCCCUGCAUAUUUAAAGCACCCUAAGCGACCACCUUGCCAGGGAUAUUCCUCUGGUCUGCUGGACUACUUUACUUUACCACACACACACACACACACACACACACACACACACACACACACACACACACACGGACUCUUCUAAGAAGGAUCCUGUAGUAUUCACUUAACUUCCUGAAAUCCUCUCCCAAAGACUCGCUACCAUUAACAUGAUUAUGUAUUUAUGAAAUACUCGACUACUUAAAUGCUCCAAUGCACAUAUGUAACAGUAUGAAGUUGUUUUUCAUACAGCCGCUAUUAGAUAAAUGUCACAAGAUAAAUAAUAUUGAGUCACUUACGACAGCAUUUUCAGUGCUAGUUACAGCAAUCAGAUUUUUCAUAAUGAGCUAGCUCACUUUUCUUGAAUGAAAAUUAUGGCAGUAUGUGCAGUGCGUGUUCCUGUGUGUGUGUGUGGGGGGGGGUGACACACACACACACACGGACUCUCUUCCUGGGGGGGGUGACAGAGAGAGUCCCCUGUAGCUCAGUUGGUAGAGCAUGGCGCUUGCAACGCCAGGGUUGUGGGUUUGUUUCCCACGGGGGGCCAGUAUGAAAAAUGUAUGCACUCACUAACUGUAAGUCACUCUGGAUAAGAGCAUCUGCUAGAUGACUAAAAUGUAAUGUGUGUGUGGGUGGCGGGAUGACAGAGAGAGAGAUGUUUGCGUGCGCGUGUGUGUGCCAAAGGCAGUUAUUGGGCCAGUUACUCCACUCUAAUGUGAAAAUAAGGUGGGUGUUGCCAGACCAACAUGGAUGUGAGAGUAAACACAGAGGAAGGUGUGAAGGCAGUCAAGGGAGGAAGCCUCACUGACCUGAGAGCGGUGUAGAGCACUGAAACAGGUUCACAGCAUUUUAUUUAAUGACACGCACAGUACUCACAGCUAUGUUGCUGAAAAUAGUAUGCUACUAUACUGUACUGUAGUGUAGAGUAAAUUGUAUUUAUUUUUGUGUGCAGUAAUUCUAUUUUCGAUUUACAAUACUGUGGCUAAUAUACAGUAUACUGUAUAAUACAAUAUACUGCAUCCUAUUGCUUGGGUAAUGUAAUGAAAAUGUAGGCCUAUGGAAAUAAAAUGCUGAUGUUAGUGUUACUAUUUGAAUUGAAUGCAAACUGUGCUGUUAUUUACAGGAGUUCUGGCAAAGCACAAAAAUGCAGGUCAGCGUUAGUUUUUCUGCAUGCAAUUGAAAUUACCUGUACGAGAGUUGUGGGGCCCAAAAAACUCUGUAGUCUGUGAUUACUUUUAUUGUUGGCCUCAUUCUGCACCACUUGUGCUCAGUGACUCCCAAUUCCUCCUGAUCCCUCCUGAUCCAUUAUGCAUGCUCUCUCUUUCUCCAUCUCUGCCUCUCUGGGUUUGAGAGAGGGAGAGAGACAGGGAGAGAGAGAGGCAGAGAGAGAGGGAGAGAGGCAGAGAAAGAGGUAGGUAGGUAUAAAGGUAGUUAUGUACAGAGAAAAACAAACAGAGAGAGAGACAGGGAGAGAGAGACAGGGAGAGAGAGACAGGGAGAGAGAGACUGGGAGCGAGAGACUGAAAGAGAGGCAGAGAGAGUGAGAGAGUGAUGGAUGCAGAGAGGCAGAGGUGAAAGAGAGUGUGGGGGAUACAGAGACAGAGGGUAAGAGGUUGUCUCAAUAUUUCAGCUCCACUCUCCUCCCCAAACAGGACAAGGCCUGCUAUCCCAGAGUGCACUGCAGCUCAACAAUCAGGAUGGAACACUCCCUUACCCAGCCGGUUACCACAGCAACCAGACACUAGAGGCCCCGCCCCGCAGUGGCCAGGUGGGAGGGGCAGUCCACAGUUACAACCAGGUGGGUGAGAUUUAGGUUGUGUCCCAAAUGGCACCAUAUUCCAGAGCCCUUGUCAAAAGUAGUGGACUAUAUAAGGAAUAGAGUGCCAUUUGGAACGUGCUCUUAGAUUGCCAAGGUCAAAGAUAAUUUAGCCUUUUUGCUGUAUAGUCUGGAUUUCAAGAUGGCAUGUGAUCUAGGUGGAAGAUUAGAUUAGAUUAGUUUAUUAGUCACAUGCACAGGGUCGCAGAUGUAAUUGCAGGGUACAGUGAAAUUCUUAAGCUCCGAGCUCCAACAGUGCAGGUCAGAAAGAGAUGUGAAUGAAACAAUAAUAAUAAUAAUAACAAUAUAUACAUACAUAUAGUGAGCUCCAAAAGUAUUGGGACAGUGACACAAUUUUUGCAGUUUUGGCUCUGUACUCCAGCACUUUGGAUUUGAAAUUAUACAAUGACAAUGAAGUUAAAGUGCGGACUGUCAGUUUUAAUUUGAGGGUAUUUUCAUCCAUAUUAGGUGAACCGUUUAGAAAUUGCAGCACUUUUUGUACAUAGUCCCCCCAUUUUAGGGGACCAAAAGUAUUGGGACAAAUGUGUAUUAAAGUAGUCAAAAGUUAAGUAUUUGGUCCCAUAUUCCUAGCACACAAUAAUUACAUUAAGCUUGUGACUCUACAAACUUGUUGGAUGCAUUUGCUGUUUGUUUUGGUUGUGUUUCAGAUUAUUUUGUGCCCAAUAGAAAUGAAUGGUAAAUAAUGCAGUGUGUCAUUUUGGAGUCACUUUUAUUGUAAAUAAGAAUAUAAUAUGUUUCUAAACACUUCUACAUUUUUGUAGAUGCUACCAUGAUUAUGGAUAAUCCUCAAUGAAUCGUGGAUAAUGAUAAGUGAGAAGGUUACAAAAAAUGCUAACCUCCAAUGUUAUUGUAAUGGUGAGAGUUUAGCAUGUCUUAGGGGAAUGACAUUUGUGCGUCUGUAACUUUCUCACUCAUCAUUAUUCACGAUUCAUUCAGGACUAUCCGUAAUCAUGGUAGCAAGUAUUAGAAACAAGUGUCAAGUUCCCAAUACUUUUGGUCCCCUAAAAUGUGGGGACAGUCCGGCAAAAAGUGUACAAAAAGUGCUGUAAUUUCUAAACGAUAUGGAUGAAAAUACCCUCAAACUAAAUUUGACAGUCUGUACUUUAACCUCAUAGUCAUUGUAUCAUUUCAAAUCCAAAGUGCUGGAGUACAGAGCCAAAACAACAACAAAUGUGUCCCAAUACCUUUGGAGCUCACUAAAUUUACAACUGUAACAAUGUUGCAUGUCCAUUGGGGGGUGGGAGCAGGGUAAAUGUCAAUUGAAACAAUAAUGCAAACAAUAAUAAGGUUCUUCCUGUGUUUCUUCAGGUGACAUCUAGCCGUGCAGCCCAGCUGGCUGCCAGUGUAGACACCUCCCAGUCCCAGUCCAGAGAUAGAGAGUUGUUUGCCCAGAGCCAUGGCAGCGCCUUCCACAUGCCUGACACCCCACCCACUCCUUCCAUGUACUACUCUUGCUCCACCCUGCCCGCCCAACGUGUGAGCUCCCCCCACUCCAUACAAGCUGUGGGCUCGCCCACCAAGCUCCAGCGCCUUGGCUCGGCCUCCGACAUGCCCAGCUACGCCACCCUGCAGCGGGUCUCCUCGCCCAAGCAGUCCCCCAGCCGGCUGGCAAAGUCCUACAGCACCAGCUCCCCCAUAAACAUGGUGGCGGGGUCUGCCGGACUGUCCUCCACGUCUCCACUGCACAUGGCCUCUUCAGGCAACACCUCGGGUUCGUCUCCUCUCCAUCAGUUCAGCUCCACCGUGGGUAACUAUGCCACCCUGUCCCCCAGCAAGCGCAUGCAGCACUCCUCAGAUCAGUACAAGAUCUCCCACGAGCUGUACGCCAACGCCACCCUCGGGAGGCCUGGCAGCCUGGCAGGUGGGUUCACAUGCUCAGACAGAGAGAUAAUAUCUUUACAUAUAUUAUGUCUAAAAUAGUGUUUUUUCUGUGGGUUGUAUUCAUUGAUAUAUAAAUAUUCUCUCAAAUUGUUUUAAAUGCUGUAGUUAAUAGGCUUGAUAAUACUAGAUGUUGUUAUUAACCAUGUUUGGAAUCAUAUAACGAUGUUUCCUGUAUUUGUGUUGUGGUGUUCAGGGUCCAGAGGCUCCUACAGCAGCCAACACAGUCACCUGGGCUCAGAGUUGCGACCUCUCCAGUCUCCUGAGCACCACAUUGACCCCAUCUACGAGGACAGGGUCUACCAGAAGCCCUCUCUCAGGAAUCUCAAUCAAAACCAGGGUGAGUCAGCCGGUCCGGAGCCCCUGCCCUGCAGCACUGGGCAUCCCCUUAUAUUUUACUUUGUGGCUCGCCCACUUCUUAGCCAACCAAGUGUUAUUGUUCCACAGUAGGUUAUAGAGGGUUAUUAUUCAAUGAUAAAAAUCAACAAUUUUUAUCGCUCCAUCAGAUUGUUUAGUUUAUCUACAUUUUUCAGUUCAGGUAUGCAAAUCCGAUUAGCAUCUUGAUGGCAAUUUGUUUUGUAGUCACAGAUCAUUAGAUAUUAGACAGAAAUUAAUCAAAAUUAAUCUUGCAGAAUUUACGCUCAAGCAUUGAAAACUGAGUCGGAGGCGCCCACCAUUGUGAAAUUCACUCCACAGUAUUUAGCCUAAUACUUUCUUUAAUGAGCAUGUGUAUCCUCUCCACAGAAUUUCCGCCUCACUUCAUUGCAUAUUAUGAAAUCCUACUAUACGAUCUGAAAAGCUUUCAUUUCCUAAAGGCUAGGGAAUUGGAGUUAUAAUAUUGCUUCCUGUUUGUAAAGACUGCAGGCUACUAUAUGAAAGAAACUGUGAUUCUUACUGGUGUUUCAUUGAGCAUGGGUUGAGAUGGUACAGACUGUCCAUGAAGGCUGUUGGAUCAUAUCCUCACAGCCAGUACUGUAUCCCUCCUCUGCUGAUUCUCAACCUAAUCUUUCACCUCCUUUAAGACCUUCUCACACUGUACGUCGGAUUCAGUCUUUUACGAUUAUUGGCAUUUAUUGUCAUGAAUCUUGCACUGGAGGCAGCUGUGCAGAGUGGUCACUAGCUGGCACAGCCACAAAGUCAUAAUAUAAACCUAACCCUAACUUUGGCCACACUACUAACCCUAAUGCCUACCCUAACCUUAAAUUAAGAUCAAAAGGCAAAUGUUUGUUUUGCUGAAUCCUUUACGAUAUAGCCAAUUUUGACUUUGUAGCUGGCCCAUCUAGCAGAAAUCACUCAGCUCUACCUCCAUGGCAAGAUUCAUGACGAUAAGCAUCAACCUGCGUUCACACUAUGCAAUGAUAAAAAAUUAAUAUCUUGAUAUCAACCUGGCCAGAUUGUACGAUUUGCUUCAGUUUUGUCAUCACAUUCUGUGAUUGGCUUGAGAGGCUACGUCAGCCGAUGCAGGCUACGUAAACUGCAGUAGUUUGAUUUCCGCAUGUGCCAGCACCAGCAGCGCAAGCCUCCCUCUAUGCUUAUGCGCCAGUGAAGUGAGUUCGGAAAAACUGAAAGUAUGCAUCUUAGAAAUAGUUUUCACAUGCAAACUUUAUAUGUCAGAGGCUUCCCAAAAAUAACAUGUGGUAGAACGUUGAUUUUGAUUGCCGAUUUUAUGCAUUUAUCAAAAUCCCAUCAGGUAGCCUGAUUUUAGAUGUAAACAAGAUUAGUAGGGAAAUCGUUCUUCUUGCAAAGCAUGUCAUCGUUUAAAUCGAACUAUUAUAUUAAUCUAGCUAUUCACAACAAUCAUAUUAUUGUGUGCAUACUCAGUGCCGGCCCUGUUCCUAUUGGCCCUGUUCCUCCCGGACCUGUUCCUUCCGGUAUCGGCUCGUAACGCCAGCCACACUACACGAUAAAGGCUCAACAUUUUUGACAGUGCCAGAACUUUGUCAAAGCCUACGACCGCACAUAGUGGUACUUAAUCGGCAGAUCUAGACCCUGUCACACUGAACAAGCCAAGACUUCCGACAAUCGUUUAUGACCUAAGAAUUUGCCCACAAUGUGGACAUUUUGUCUGGGGUGGCAAAAUCGUAGCAUAAGACGGCUAAAAUCGUACAGUCUGUGUUGGCCUUUAGGCAACCCCACAGGGCAACAUUUCACAUCUGGUGGUUUAAUGUUGUUUUUUGCUCGUUUGGUUGUCCAAAAUGUUGCAUCAACAUCAAAUACACUGCUCAAAAAAAUAAAGGGAACACUAAAAUAACACAUCCUAGAUCUGAAUGAAUGAAAUAAUCUUAUUAAAUACUUUUUUCUUUACAUAGUUGAAUGUGCUGACAACAAAAUCACACAAAAAUUAUCAAUGGAAAUCAAAUGUAUCAACCCAUGGAGGUCUGGAUUUGGAGUCACCCUCAAAAUUAAAGUGGAAAACCAUACUACAGGCUGAUCCAACUUUGAUGUAAUGUCCUUAAAACAAGUCAAAAUGAGGCUCAGUAGUGUGUGUGGCCUCCACGUGCCUGUAUGACCUCCCUACAAUGGCUGGGCAUGCUCCUGAUGAGGUGGCGGAUGGUCUCCUGAGGGAUCUCCUCCCAGACCUGGACUAAAGCAUCCGCCAACUCCUGGACAGUCUGUGGUGCAACGUGGCGUUGGUGGAUGGAGCGAGACAUGAUGUCCCAGAUGUGCUCAAAUGGAUUCAGGUCUGGGGAACGGGCGGUCCAUAGCAUCAAUGCCUUCCUCUUGCAGGAACUGCUGACACACUCCAGCCACAUGAGGUCUAGCAUAUAUUCUUGCAUUAGGAGGAACCCAUGGCCAACCGCACCAGCAUCUGCUCUCACAAGGGGUCUGAGGAUCUCAUCUCGGUACAUAAUGGCAGUCAGGCUACCUCUGGCGAGCACAUGGAGGGCUAUGCGGCCCCCCAAAGAAAUGCCACCCCACACCAUGACUGACCCACCGCCAAACCGGUCAUGCUGGAGGAUGUUGCAGGCAGCAGAACAUUCUCCACGGCGUCUCCAGACUCUGUCACGUCUGUCACAUGUGCUCAGUGUGAACCUGCUUUCAUCUGUGAAGAGCACAGGGCGCCAGUGGCGAAUUUGCCAAUCUUAAGGUUCUCUGGCAAAUGCCAAACGUCCUGCAUGGUGUUGGGCUGUAAGCACAACCCCCACCUGUGGACGUCGGGCCCUCAUACCACCCUCAUGGUGUCUGUUUCUGACCGUUCGAGCAGACACAUGCACAUUUGUGGCCUGCUGGAGGUCAUUUUGCAGGGCUCUUGCAGUGCUCCUCCUGCUCCUCCUUGCACAAAGGCGGCGGUAGCAGUCCUGCUGCUGGGUUGUUGCCCUCCUACGGCCUCCUCCACGUCUCCUGAUGUACUGGCCUGUCUCCUGGUAGCGCCUCCAUGCUCUGGACACUACGCUGACAGACACAGCAAACCUUCUUGCCACAGCUCGCAUUGAUGUGCCAUCCUGGAUGAGCUGCACUACCUGAGCCACUUGUGUGGGUUGUAGACUCCGUCUCAUGCUACCACUAGAGUGAAAGCACCGCCAGCAUUCAAAAGUGACCAAAACAUCAGCCAGGAAGCAUAGGAACUGAGAAGUGGUCUGUGGUCACCACCUGCAAAACCAGUCCUUUAGUGGGGGUGUCUUGCUAAUUGCCUAUAAUUUCCACCUGUUGUCUAUUCCAUUUGCACAACAGCAUGUGAAAUUUAUUGUCAAUCAGUGUUGCUUCCUAAGUGGACAGUUUGAUUUCACAGAAGUGUGAUUGACUUGGAGUUACAUUGUGUUGUUUAAGUGUUCCCUUUAUUUUUUUGAGCAGUGUAUAUAAUGAAAUCACAAAUUGCAAUGGGACACCUUUUUGUAGACCUAUUCACAUUUCAGACGGUGCCACAACGUUGUUUCUGUGAUAAUAUGUAUUCCAGUCAACCAACAUUCAUGGAUCUGAAAGACAGUGAGGGAAAAAAGUAUUUGAUCCCCUGCUGAUUUUGUACGUUUGCCCACUGACAAAGACAUGAUCAGUCUAUAAUUUUAAUGGUAGGUUUAUUUGAACAGUGAGAGACAGAAUAACAACAAAAAAAUCCAGAAGAACACAUGUCAUAAAUGUUAUAAAUUGAUUUGUAUUUGAAUGAAGUAUUUGACCCCUCUGCCAAACAUGACUUAGUACUUGGUGGCAAAACCCUUGUUGGCAAUCACAGAGGUCAGACGUUUCUUGUAGUUGGCCACCAGGUUUGCACACAUCUCAGAAGGGAUUUUGUUUCACUCCUCUUUGCAGAUCUUCUCCAAGUCAUUAAGGUUUUGAGGCUGACGUUUGGCAACUCAAACCUUCAGCUCCCUCCACAGAUUUUCUAUGGGAUUAAGGUCUGGAGACUGGCUAGGCCACUCCAGGACCUUAAUGUGCUUCUUCUUGAGCCACUCCUUUGUUGCCUUGGCCAUGUAUUUUGGGUCAUUGUCAUGCUGGAAUACCCAUCCAUGACCCAUUUUCAAUGCCCUAGCUGAGGGAAGGAUGUUCUUACCCAAGAUUUGACGGUACAUGGCCCCGUCCAUCGUCCCUUUGAUGUGGUGAAGUUGUCCUGUCCCCUUAGCAGAAAAACACCACCAAAGCAAACCGAUCCACAACAACUAAGAUCGUAGUAUUCCCUUGUGACGGGGGGAGGUCCGUAACAAAAUCCACCGAUAGAUGUGACCACGGCCAUUGUGGAACGGGUAGGGGUUGUAAUUUCCCUCUGGGCAGGUGUCUAGGUGCCUUGCACUGGGCGCACACCGAGCAGGAGGAAACAUAAACCCUCACGUCCUUAGCUAAAGUAGGCCACCAGUACUUCCCACUAAGACAGCACACUGUCCGACCGAUGCCAGGAUGACCAGAAGAGGGUGACGUAUGAGCCCAAUAGAUCAAUCGAUCGCGAACAUCAGACGGAACGUACACACGACCCACUGGACACAUGGGGGGAGUGGGCUCCGUGCGUAACACCCGCUCGAUGUCCGCUUCAACCUCCCAUACCUCCGGUGCCACCAGACAAGAAGCCGUAAGUAUGGGAGUGGGCUCACUGGAUCGCUCCUCUGUGUCAUACAGCCGGGACAGAGCAUCUGCCUUAGCAUUCUGGGAACCUGGUCUGUACGAGAGGGUGAAAACAAAACGUGUGAAAAACAUGGCCCACCUUGCCUGGCGAGGGUUCAGUCUCCUCACUGUCCGGAUGUACUCCAGAUUGCGGUGGUCAGUCCAAAUGAGGAAAGGGUGUUUUGCCCCCUCAAGCCAAUGUCUCCACGCCUUCAGAGCCUUAACAACAGCUAAUAGAACCUGGUCCCCCACAUCAUAGUUAUGCUCCACCGGACUGAGCCUCUUCGAAAAGAAAGCACAGGGACAGAGCUUUGGAGGCGUACCCGAGCGCUGAUACAGUACAGCUCCAUUCCCAGCCUCAGACGCGUCCACCUCGACUAUGAAUGCCAAGGAGGGAUCAGGAUGAGCCAGGACGGGAGCUGAGGUGAACAGAGCCUUCAGGUGACCAAAAGCCCUGUCCGCCUCAGCUGACCACUGCAGGCGCACCGGUCCCUCCUUCAGCAAGGAGGUAAUGGGAGCCGCUACCUGACCAAAGCCCUGGAUAAACCUCCGGUAGUAGUUGGCAAACCCUAAGAAUUGCUGCACUUCCUUAACCGUGGUUGGAGUCGGCCAAUUACGCACGGUUGAAAUGCGGUCAUUUUCCAUCUCCUCCCCUGACGCGGACAUGCGGUAGCCUAAGAAGGAGACAGACUGUUGAAAGAACAGACAUUUCUCAGCCUUGAUGUACAGGUCAUGUUCCAACAGUCGACCAAGCACCUUGCGCACCAGGGACACAUGCUCGGCUCGUGUAGCGGAGUAUAUGAGAAUAUCAUCUAUAUACACCACUACAAAUACUUCCUCGACAAAGGAUUGGAAGACUGAGGGAGCAUUCAUCAACCCAUACGGCAUGACGAAGUACUCAUAGUGCCCAGAGGUGGUACUGAAUGCCGUCUUCCACUCAUCCCCUUCCCGGAUAUGCACCAGGUUGUACGUGCUCCUGAGAUCCAAUUUGGUGAAGAAGUGCGCCCCGUGCAAUGACUCCGUCAUACUAGCAAUGAGAGGUAGUGGAUAACUGUACUUCACCGUUAUCUGAUUGAGACCUUGAUAGUCAAUGCACGGGCGUAAACCUCCAUCCUUCUUCUUCACAAAAAAUAAACUAGAGGAGGCAGGGGAAGUGGAAGGCCGACUGUAUCCCUGUCCAAGAGAUUCGGAGACAUAUGUUUCCAUAGCCACCAUCUCUUCCUGUGACAGAGAUACACGUGACUCCGAGGAAGCGCAGCACCCUCUCAGAGAUUUAUCGCACAAUCCCCCUGUCGAUGGGGUGGUAAUUGAGUCGCCUUCCUUUUACAGAAGGCGAGUGCCAAAUCGGCAUAUUCGGGAGGAAUGUGCAUAGUGGAGACCUGGUUUGGACUCUCCACCGUAGUUGCACCUACGGAAACACCUACAAACCUCCCCGAGCACUGACGAGACCAUCCCUUGAGAGCCCUCUGUUGCCACGAAAUAUUGGGGUCAUGAGAGGCUAACCUGGGAAGCCCUAACACCACUGGAAACGCAGGAGAAUCGAUCAGGAAGAGACUAAUUCUCUCCUCAUGACCCUCCUGUGUUUUCAUCCAGAGUGGAGCUGUGACCUCCCUAAUCAGGCCUGACCCUAAAGGGUGACUAUAUAAGGCAUGUACAGGGAAGGGCACAUCAACAGGCACAAUAGGGAUCCCUAAUCUAUGAGCAAAUAGACGGUCCAUAAAAUUCCCAGCUGCACCUGAAUCUACGAGCACCUUAUGCUGGGAAUGCGUGGAAAACUCAGGAAAUUCUACAUGAACCCACAUGUGCGCAACAGGGAGCUCUGGGUGAGUCGGGUGCCUACUCACCUGGGGUGGUCCACCAGUGCCCUGCCUGCUGCCUCGACUCCCUGAGGACCCUUUCCAGCACUGACCAGCAGUGUGUCCUCUGCGAUGCAGUUGGUGCAGGAAACAGCCCCCCUUCCGGUCACCCUUAGAUCAGCACCUCCGAGCUCCAUCGGUGUAGGGUCGGAAGUGCUGGGGAAUGGACUGGACAGACCCUGAUCCGGACGUCCGCGGGUGGCCAACAGGUUAUCCAGUCUAAUCGAUAAAUCCACCAGUUGGUCCAGGUUAAGGGUGGUGUCCCUGCAGGCCAGCUCCUGGCGAACGUCCUCCCGUAGGCUGCAUCGGUAAUGGUCGAUCAGGGCCCUCUCAUUCCAUCCUGCGCUGGCUGCCAAGGUCCUGAAGUCCAGUGCAAAGUCCUAUGCGCUCCUCUUCCCCUGUCUGAGGUGGAAUAACUGUUCCCCCGUCACUCACCCCUCCGGUGGAUGAUCAAAUACCGCCCGGAAACGGCGGGUGAAAUCCUCAUAGCGCACCGAUGCCGCGUCUAUACUUCCCCACUUAGCGUUGGCCCACUCGAGCGCUUUCCCCGACAGACAGGAGAUGAGGGCGGACACGCUCUCGUAUCCCGAGGGAGCCAGGUGGAUGGUUGUCAGGUAGAGCUACACCUGGAGCAGAAACCCCUGGCACCCGGCAGCUGUUCCAUCAUAUGCCCUCGGGAGCGAGAGCCGAAUCCCACUGGAUCCAGGUGGUGAAGGGGUGGACAGCGGUGUGGAGUGAAUAGUAGUGGAAGGAGGUGUAGAAAACCCCCCCCUCUCCCAUCGCUCCAUAGUCUGUACCACUCUAUCCAUGGCUGUGCCAAGAGUCUGUAGCAUGGUUGAGUGCUGCUGGAUGCGUUCCUCCACCGAUCCUGGAGGAAUGGAUGUACCUGCUGACUCCAUAACGGGUGUGUGAUUAUAUCAUGCGUCAGUGUGUAGCGGUAGGACGGAGUCAGGGGCAGGACACAGAACUAAGUAAAUAAACAUAUCCUCCACGCAGGGAAGAAAAUACAGACUCACAAAGCAAAUGACAACAAGACAACGAACAAUCACGCACAACACCAUGAGAGAACCAGAGGGUAAAAUAGGGAAACAAAUUAACGUACAUUGGAACCAGGUGUGUGCAAUAAAGACAAAACAAGUAGAACACAGAAACUAGUUAAAAAAUAGUUCAGUGGCAGCUAGUACUCCGGUGACAACGAACGCCGAAGCCUGCCCGAGCAAGGAGGAGGAGCAGCCUUGGCUGAAUUCGUGACACCGUUAGUAAACCCGCUACAAUCAUGCAGUACAGUGUACAGUCAUCAAGCAGUUUAGCACUACACCGGCAGGCCCCGGUGGCAAUAAAUUUAUAAAACCAAAAGCUUACCUUGACUUGGAAGAGUUCCAGUGUUGGAUAGCCAUAGACAGCUAGCUAACAUAGCAUCCCUCUCUGUUUGAGCCGGGUGUUUGAGUAGGCUAAACUAGCUAGCUGCAUUUGUCAACUACUCACCACAUGUUAUGCACUGCAGUGCUAGCUAGCUGUAGCUUAUGCUUUCAGUGCUAGAUUUUUGAUUUUUGAUUUAUUUCACCUUUAUUUAACCAGGUAGGCCAGUUGAGAACAAGUUCUCAUUUACAACUGUGACCUGGCCAAGAUAAAGCAAAGCAGUGCGAUAAAAAAAACAACAACACAGAGUUACAUAUGGGAUAAACAAAAACGUACAGUCAAUAACACAAUAGAAAAAUGGAAAAUCUAUAUACAGUGUGUGAAAAUGUAGUAAGUUAUGGAGGUAAGGCAAUAAAUAGGCAAUAGUGCAAAAUAAUUACAAUUUAGUAUUAACACUGGCGUGAUAGAUGUGCAGAAGAUGAUGUGCAAAUAGAGAUACUGGGGUGCAAAUGAACAGAAUAAAUAACAAUAUGGGGAUGAGGUAGUUGGGUGGGCUAAUUACAGAGGGGCUGUGUACAGGUGCAGUGAUCAGUAAGCUGCUCUGACAACUGAUGCUUAAAGUUAGUGAGGGAGAUAAGAGUCUCCAGCUUCAGAGAUUUUUGCAAUUCGUUCCAGUCAUUGGCAGCAGAGAACUGGAAGGAAUGGCAGCCAAAGGAGGUGUUGGCUUUGGGGAUGACCAGUGAGAUAUACAGUGGGGAGAACAAGUAUUUGAUACACUGCCGAUUUUGCAGGUUUUCCUACUUACAAAGCAUGUAGAGGUCUGUAAUUUUUAUGAUAGGUACACUUCAACUGUGAGAGACGGAAUCUAAAACAAAAAUCCAGAAAAUCACAUUGUAUGAUUUUUAAGUAAUUAAUUUGCAUUUUAUUGCAUGACUUAAGUAUUUGAUCACCUACCAACCAGUAAGAAUUCUGGCUCUCACAGACCUGUUAGUUUUUCUUUAAGAAGCCCUCCUGUUCUCCACUCAUUACCUGUAUUAACUGCACCUGUUUGAACUCAUUACCUGUAUAAAAGACACCUGUCCACACACUCAAUCAAACAGACUCCAACCUCUCCACAAUGGCCAAGACCAGAGAGCUGUGUAAGGACAUCAGGGAUAAAAUUGAAGACCUGCACAAGGCUGGGAUGGGCUACAGGACAAUAGGCAAGCAGCUUGGUGAGAAGGCAACAACUGUUGGCUCAAUUAUUAGAAAAUGGAAGAAGUUCAAGAUGACGGUCAAUCACCCUCGGUCUGGGGCUCCAUGCAAGAUCUCACCUCGUGGGGCAUCAAUGAUCAUGAGGAAGGUGAGGGAUCAGCCCAGAACUACACGGCAGGACCUGGUCAAUGACCUGAAGAGAGCUGGGACCACAGUCUCAAAGAAAACCAUUAGUAACACACUACGCCGUCAUGGAUUAAAAUCCUGCAGCGCACGCAAGGUCCCCCUGCUCAAGCCAGCGCAUGUCCAGGCCCGUCUGAAGUUUGCCAAUGACCAUCUGGAUGAUCCAGUGGAGGAAUGGGAGAAGGUCAUGUGGUCUGAUGAGACAAAAAUAUAGCUUUUUGGUCUAAACUCCACUCGCCGUGUUUGGAGGAAGAAGAAGGAUGAGUACAACCCCAAGAACACCAUCCCAACCGUGAAGCAUGGAGGUGGAAACAUCAUUCUUUGGGGAUGCUUUUCUGCAAAGGGGACAGGACGACUGCACCGUAUUGAGGGGAGGAUGGAUGGGGCCAUGUAUCGCGAGAUCUUGGCCAACAACCUCCUUCUCUCAGUAAGAGCAUUGAAGAUGGGUCGUGGCUGGGUCUUCCAGCAUGACAACGUCCCGAAACACACAGCCAGGGCAACUAAAGAGUGGCUCCGUAAGAAGCAUCUCAAGGUCCUGGAGUGGCCUAGCCAGUCUCCAGACCUAAACCCAAUAGAAAAUCUUUGGAGGGAGCUGAAAGUCCGUAUUGCCCAGCGACAGCCCCGAAACCUGAAGGAUCUGGAGAAGGUCUGUAUAGAGGAGUGGGCCAAAAUCCCUGCUGCAGUGUGUGCAAACCUGGUCAAGGCCUACAGGAAACAUAUGAUCUCUGUAAUUGCAAACAAAGGUUUCUGUACCAAAUAUUAAGUUCUGCUUUUGUGAUGUAUCAAAUACUUAUGUCAUGCAAUAAAAUGCAAAUGAAUUACUUAAAAAUCAUACAAUGUGAUUUUCUGGAUUUUUGUUUUAGAUUCCGUCUCUCACAGUUGAAGUGUACCUAUGAUAAAAAUGACAGACCUCUACAUGCUUUGUAAGUAGGAAAACCUGCAAAAUCGGCAGUGUAUCAAAUACUUGUUCUCCCCACUGUACCUGCUUGAGCGCAUACUACGGGUGGGUGUUGCUAUGGUGACCAAUGAGCUAAGAUAAGGCAGGGAUUUGUCUAGCAGUGAUUUAUAGAUGACCUGGAGCCAGUGGGUUUGGCGACGAAUAUGUAGUGAGGGCCAGCCAAUGAGAGCGUACAGGUCACAAUGGUGGGUAGUAUAUUGGGCUUUGGUGACAAAACGGAUGGCACUGUAAUAGACUACAUCCAAUUUGCUGAGUAGUGUUGGAGGCUAUUUUGUAAAUGACAUUGCCGAAGUCAAGGAUCGGUAGGAUAGUCAGUUUUACGAGGGCAUGUUUGGCAGCAUGAGUGAAGGAGGCUUUGUUGCGAAAUAAGAAGCCGAUUCUAGAUUUAACUUUGGAUUGGAGAUGCUUAAUGUGAGUCUGGAAGGAGAGUUUACGGUCUAACCAGACACCUAGGUAUUUGUAGUUGUCCACAUAUUCUAAGUUAGACCCGCCGAGAGUAGUGAUUCUAGUUGGGUGGAGGGGUGCAAUUAGCGUUAGAUUGAAGAGCAUGCAUUUCAUUUUACUAGUGUUUAAGAGCAAUUGGAGGCUACGGAUGGAGUGUUGUAUGGCAUUGAAGCUCGUUUGUUACCACAGUGUCUAAUGAAGGGCCAGAUGUAUACAAAAUGGUGUCGUCUGCGUAGAGGUGGAUCUGAGAGUCACCAGCAGCAGGAGCGACAUCAUUGAUAUACACAGAGAAUAGAGUCGGCCCGAGAAUUGAACCCUGUGGCACCCCCAUAGAGACUGCCAGAGGUCCAGACAACAGGGCUUCCGACUUGACACAUUGAACUCUAUCUGAGAAGUAGUUGGGGAACCAGGCAAGUUGCAGCGGAGGGUGCAGAGCUGGUGGCCGGGGUAGGGGUAGCCAGGUGGAAAGCAUGGCCAGCCGUAGCAAAAUGCUUGUUGAAAUUCUCGAUUAUCGUAGAUUUAUCGGUGGUGACAGUGUUUCCUAGCAUCAGUGCAGUGGGCAGCUGGGAGGAGGUGCUCUUAUUCUCCAUGGACUUUACAGUGUCCCAAAACUUUUUGGAGUUAGUGCUACAGGAUGCAAAUUUCUGUUUGAAAAAGCUAACCUUUGCUUUCCUAACUGAUUGUGUAUAUUGGUUCCUGACUUCCCUGAAAGGUUGCAUAUCGCGGGGGCUGUUCGUUGCUAAUGCAGUACGCCACAGGAUGUUUUUGUGCUGGUCAAGUGCAGUCAAGUGUGGGGUGAACCAGGGGCUAUAUCUGUUCUUAGUUCUGAAUAUUUUGAAUGGGGCAUGCUUAUUUAAGAUGGAGAGGAAAUAACUUUUAAAGAACAACCAGGCAUCCUCUACUGAUGGAAUGAGGUCAAUAUCCAUCCAGGAUACCCAGGCCAGGUCAAUUAGAAAGGCCUGCUCGCUGAAGUGUUUUAGGGAGCGUUUGACAGUGAUGAGGGGUGGUCGUUUGACCGCUGACCCAUUAUGGACACAGGCAAUGAGGCAGUGAUCACUGAGAUCAUGGCUAUCUCUACAGUAGAUUGCAACUGCCCACUUUGGCAGUUCUAUCUAGACGGAAAAUGUUGUAGUUGGGGAUGGAAAUUUCUGAAUUUUUGGUGGCCUUCCUAAGCCAGGAUUCAGACACUGCUUGAACAUCCAGUCCAGUGAUUCAGUCAUUCCGGCAGAAAAUCCGAUAUGCUCUGGGUCGAUAGCGCGCUGUGCAGACUGUGCAGACUGGCCGAUAUUUGUCCAGGCUAAAGCUGGCUGGUAGGUACUACAGGCCACGGACAAUGCUGAAGACCGCUAACGGUGGCUAAUAGCAAGUAGCUAGCUAGCUGGCUAGCUGGCUAGUUUCAGCCGGAGGUUCUAGAUAAAAAGGUAUAAAGAAAUAAUAGAAUCCGUUCCACAUUGGAUGAGGCGGGUUGCAGGAAAGUAUAUUUAGUUAAAGGAUGGAAAGUGAGAUUGAGAAAUAUAUACGAAAAAGAAAAAAAAAAGAAAAAAAACUGGCUAUUUACACGAGGACACUACAGAAUACAUGACCGCACUGCUACGCCAUCUUGGAUCAUUCUCUGAUCCUUUCAUUGGUGGACAACAUGUCAGUUCAUGCAGUUGUCGUAAUGUGUAAGUCUAUGGAAUGGGGGUGAGAACCACGAGCCUCCUAGGUUUUGUAUUGAAGUCAAUGUACCCAGAGGAGGACGGAAACUAGCUGUCUUCCAGCUACACCAUGUUGCUACCCUACAGAGUGCUGUUGAGGCUACUGUAGACCUUCAUUUCAAAACAGUGUGUUUUAAUCAAUUUUUUGGUGACGUGAAUAUACACUACAUGAUCAAAAGUAUGUGGACACCUGCUCGUCGAACAUCUCAUUCUAAAAUAUGGAGUUGGUCCCCCCUUUGCUGCUAUAACAGCCUCCACUCUUCUAGGAAGGCUUCCACUAGAUGUUGGAACAUUGCUGCGGGGACUUGCUUCCAUUAAGCCACAAGAGCAUUAGUGAGGUCAGGUACUGAUGUUGGACGAUUAGGCCUGACUCGCAGUCGGCGUUCCAAUUCAUCCCAAAGUUGUUCGAUGGGGUUGAGGUAAUGGCUCUGUGCAGGCCAGUCAAGUUCUUCCACACCGAUCUCGACAAACGAUUUCUGUAUGGACCUCGCUUUGUGCACAGGGGCAUUGUCAUGCUGAAACAGGAAAGGGCCUUCCCAAACUGUUGCCACAAAGUUGGAAGCACAGAAUCGUCUAGAAUGUCAUUGUAUGCUGUAGUGUUAAUAUCUUCCUUCACUGGAACUAAGGGGCCUAACCCGAACCAUGAAAACACCCAAAGACAAUUAUUCCUCCUCCACCAAACUUUACAGUUGGCAAUAUGCAUUAGGGCAGGUAGCGUUCUCCUGGCAUCCGCCAAACCCAGAUUCGUCCGUCGGACUGCCAGAUGGUGAAGCGUGAUUCAUCACUCCAAAGAACACGUUUCCAGUACUCCAGAGUCCAAUGGCGGCGAGCUUUUCACCACUCCAGCCGACACUUGGCGCAUGGUGAUCUUAAGCUUUCCAUGGCUGCUCGGCCAUGGAAACCCAUCUCAUUAAGCUCCCAACAAACAGUUAUUGUGCUGACGUUGCAUCCAGAGGCAGUUUGGAACUCGGUAGUGAGUGUUGCAACCGAGGACACGAUUUUUACAUGCUACGCGCUUCAGCACUCGGCGGCCCUGUUCUGUGAGCUUGUGUGGCCUACAAUAACAGCACUUGACCGGGCAGCUCUAGCAGGGCAGAAAUUUGACGAACUGACUUGUUGGAAAGGUGACAUCCUAUGACGGUGCCACGUUGAAAGUCACUGAGCUCUUCAGUAAGGCCACUCCACUGACGGAGUCUACAAAACAUUAGGAACACCUGCUCUUUCCAUGACGUAGACUGACCUGGUGAAUCCAGGUGAAAGCUACAUUAUGAUCCCUUAUUGAUGUAACUUGUAAAAUCCACUUCAAUCAGUGUAGAUGAACGGGAGGAGAAGGAUGUUUAAGCCUUGAGGCAAUUGAGGCAUGGAUUGUGUAUGUGUGUCAUUCAGAGGGUAAAUGGGCAAGACAAAAGAUUUUAGUGCCUUCGAACGGGGUAUGGUAGUAGGUGCCAGGCGCGCCGGUUUGAGUGUGUCAAGAACUGCAAUACUGUUAGUUUUUUCACGCUCAACAGUUUCCUGUGUGUAUCAAGAAUGGUCCACCACCCAAAGGACAUCCAUCCAACUUGACACAACUGUAGGAAGCAUUGAAGUCAACAUGCGCCAGCAUCCCUGUGGAACGCUUUCGACAUCUUGGUGUCCAUGCCUCGACGAAUUGAGGCUGUUCUGAGGGCAAAAGGGGGUGCAACUCAAUAUUAGGAAAGUUUUGUACACUCAGUGUAAAACGUUUAUCCAACCAUAGUCCAACUGAGAGCUGCCAAGGUGGGGAGUUUCUAUGUGUGGAGCCUAGGUCAUGGCUGUCAGGGAGGCGGGUGCAGUGUAAAAGCUGCUACACUGUAACUAUUUACCUUUCACUCUGUGUUAAACUGACAGGCAGGCAGGCAGGGCUCCCUAGAGAUGGAUAGAGGCCUUCUUCCACAUGAUCAGGAUUAGCAGUAGCAGCAGCUCAGCCCUGACCAGGGAAUGCAGCAUGGUAGUCUGCAGACCUACGGUGAUACCUCAGAGAUAAAUGGCAAAGAGUGAAAGAAUGGUGUCUCAUCCCAUGGCUUUGCUCAAGCAAAACAUUUUAUAUGUUUACAGUACCAGUCAAAAGUUUGGACACACCUACUCAUUCAAGGGUUUUAUUGUAGAAUAAUAGUGAAGACAUCAAAACUAUGAAAUAACAUAUGGAAUCAUGUAGUAACCAAAAAAGUGUUAAACAAAUCAAAAUAUAUUUUAGAUUUGAGAUUUUUCAAAUAGCCACCGUUUGCCUUGAUGACAGCUUUGCACACUCUUGGCAUUCUCUCAACCAGCUUCACCUGGAAUGCUUUUCCAACAGUCUUGAAGGAGUUCCCACAUAUGCUUAGCACUUGUUGGCUGCUUUUCCUCCACUCUGACGUCCGACUCAUCCCAAACCAUCUCAAUUGGGUUGAGGUCGGGGGAUUGUGGAGGCCAGGUCAUCUGAUACAGCACUCCAUCACUCCUUCUUGAUAAAAUAGCCCUUACACAGCCUGGAGGUGUGUUGGGUCAUUGUUCUGUUGAAAAACAAAUGAUAGUCCCACUAAGCCCAAACCAGAUGGGAUGGCGUAUCGCUGCAGAAUGCUGUGGUAGCCAUGCUGGUUAAGUGUGCCUUGAAUUCUAAAUAAAUCACAGACAGUGUCACCAGCAAAGCACCCCCACACAAUAACACCUCCUCCUCCAUGCUUUAUGGUGGGAACUACACAUGCGGAGAUAAUCCGUUCACCCACACCGCGUCUCACAAAGGCACGGCAGUUGGAACCAAAAAUCUCCAAUUUGGACUCCAGACCAAAGGACACAUUUCCACCGGUCUAAUGUCCAUUGCUCGUGUUUCUUGGCCCAAGCAGGUCUCUUCUUCUAAUUGGUGUCCUUUAGUAGUGGUUUCUUUGCAGCAAUUCGACCAUGAAGGCCUGAUUCACACAGUCCCCUCUGAACAGUUGAUGUUGAGAUGUGUCUGUGACUUGAACUCUGUGAAGCAUUUAUUUGGGCUGCAAUUUCUGAGGCUGGUAACUCUAAUGAACUUAUCCACUGCAGCAGAGGUAACUCUGUGUCUUCCAUUCCUAUGGUGGUCCUCAUGAGAGCCAGUUUCAUCAUAGCGCUUGAUGGUUUUUGCGACUGCACUUGAAGAAACUUUAAAAGUUCUUGAAAUGUUCCGUAUUGACUGACCUUCAUGUGUUAACGUAAUGAUGGACUGUUGUUUCUCUUUGCUUAUUUGAGCUGUUCUUGCCAUAAUAUGGACUUGGUCUUUUACCAAAUAGAGCUAUCUUCUGUAUACCCCCCCACCUUGUCAUAACACAACUGAUUGGUUCAAACGCAUUAAGAAGGAAAGAAAUUCCACAAAUUAACUUUUAAGGAGGCACACCUGUUAAUUGAAAUGCAUUCAAGUGGACUACCUCAUGAAGCUGGUUGAGAGAAUGCCAAGAGUGUGCAAAGCUGUCAUCAAUGCAAAAGGUGGCUAUUUGAAGAAUCUCAAAUAUAAAAUAUAUUUAGAUUUGUUGAACACUUUUUUGGUUACUACAUGAUUCCAUAUAUGUUAUUUAUAAUAAUAAUAUGCCAUUUAGCAGACGCUUUUAUCCAAAGUGACUUACAGUCAUGCGUGCAUACAUUUUUGUGUAUGGGUGGUCCCGGGGAUCGAACCCACUACCUUGGCGUUACAAGCGCCGUGCUCUACCAGCUGAGCUACAGAGGACCACAUUAUUUCAUAGUUUUGAUGUCUUCACUAUUAUUCUACAAUGUAAAAAAUAGUUUAAAAAAAUUGAAAAACCCUUGAAUGAUUAGGUGUGUCCAAACUUUUGACUGGUAUUCUAUAUUCAGAAUAACAUUGACUUAUGACUAUAUUAUGUUGGCCUCACAGUGAUUCUUACCUAAUACCUGUCAUUCAUUUUCUUGAAAAGCAGUCUUUUCAGACAGAAAAAAAACACAAUACUAUAUGGAAAUUAAGGUGUUCUGUGUUCAAGAUCAUUCUCAAUGCUCCUCAUGGUAGAUUAUCAAAAAAUACAUUUCACAGUAAACCUACUGCCUAAGGCCUUUUUAGUGUUCUGAGAGAAGUCCAUCUGUUGUGUUCUAUUAGAGUGAUUGAUCAUUCAUCUACAGAAUGCCUACUUCUUCUUGUGGCCAUUUGUCAAUUAUGUGUUUAUCUAACUGUAAUUUGACAAAGUGACAUUUUGUGCAUUCGUCAUAAUUCAUACAGGAUAAAUGUACUGAAAGUAAUGAAAUGUAUUAAAAUGUACCUGAAUCUUUUGUGACACAUUUAGUAUGUUUUUCUGUGUAUUGUUUCCUUAUAGUUCUUGGCAGAGGCUUCCAAGGGAAGUAUUGAACAAUUAAUUAAAUGAAUGAUCCUUUCUGGCUUUCUUUUGAUUUUGCUUUCGCCCUCUUGUUCCCCUCCUCUUAUUUCUCUGGUGUUUGGUUGUUCUGUUUCUCUUCUCACUGUGUGCUCGCUCAUUCCUCUGCCUAGACCCAGUAAACCAGUUUUGUGAAGAAGUCCUGAACUUUCUGCUCUGUCCCUACUUCCCUCCUGCCGUAGCCCCGUCUUCCCCUGGUGUUGACUCCAUCCCCUUGCAGCGUACAGGCAGCCAGAACGCCUCAGGCACUUUGCCCUACCAGAGAAGCAGCUUUGCCACUGGCUCAGCUGCCGAAUACGCCAACCCGUACCGCACCCUCCAGUUCUGCCCAUCCACCGAGUCUCCCUACAGCAAGUCUGGCCCCGUGCUGCCCCCGGAGGCCGCACUGGCCCGCUCACCUUCUGUCGACAGCAUCCAGAAGGAUCCCAGGUGAGUGCAACUACAGCGCUGCUAUUUAUAACACAUCUCACCUCUCCUCCCCUUCAGUCAGACCACUGAAUAUAAAGCACACAUCCACAUCACAUCACUGCCUACCAGUCCCUCCCCUGUUUGGCCGGUCGGUACCACUAUGCUGUGAAUGACACAGCCACUGUUUUCUGGAGGGCACAUGAAUCUUGUUAAACCUCACCUUUUCCUUCACCUUGUGUUGUUUAAACUUUUACGUGUGUGUGUCUGUGUCUCUGUGUGUGUGUGUGUGUGUGUGUGUGUGUGUGUGUGUGUGUGUAUGUGUGUGUGUGGUGUGUAUGUGUGUGUGUGUGUGUGUGUGUGUGUGUGAGUGUCAUAAAGUGUUUGACUGGGAGUGGCCUUGAGUCAUAAGCUGUAUGGCUGUAUUGCUAUACUAUCAGAGUUGCUUUUGUGUGGGUCUGA